GCAAAAACAAAGGAACACGAAACUGGAAAACUGGCAUCAAAUUGAAGACUUUUGUUCACUACCAAUUCCUCUGCGAUUUUCAGAAGCUGCAAAUUGAAUUCCAUUAAUGGCGUCUUUUCUCAAAUCUUCAGUUCUCUCUCAUCUACGAUCUCAUCCUCAGAGGACAGAUAACUUGUUCGCGCAGCCGAGCCGGAAUUUCCACAUCGAGCUCGGGGAGCGUGAGAAAGAUCUGUUGGAAAAGGAUGCAGCAUUGAAUCGGUUCAAGUCAAGUACUCAGAGCGUAAAGCAAAUUAAAAAAGUGGGAAAUGUUCUCAAAAUCAUUGUUGUGGCCGGCUGUUGCUAUGAGAUCUUUGUUAGGUUUACUGUGCGAGGGGAAGCUAAAAAGCAGGAAAGCUGAAGGGUACGAUCUAGCAUGAGUUUUGUGUUACAUUCCUGUGAUUUUGGCUGGUUCUAUCUGGUUGGUACUUUGUACCUGAAUAAGCAGCCCAACUAUGUCACCUUCAAGAGCUUGUAGCAUACAAAAUUCUUUGGCGCUUUGGCUCUGUACUUUUGUAGUUCUGUUUUUUGCUUCUUUUUCCAACAAAUAAUAAGGAAGAGUUCUCUAGUUUGAAGAAUUUGGUUAAGUGAUUAACGCCCGUUUGCCAACAAAGUAGUAUACAGAAUGAAUGUGGUUCUGGUUUCUAUUAUUGCUAAAAAUAAACAGACCUUGUACUACAGCUUCUAUCAAGGUUCAUUUCCCGUCUCA
Messenger RNA from Spinacia oleracea (spinach), 745 nucleotides. RefSeq names its product succinate dehydrogenase subunit 7A, mitochondrial. Gene Ontology annotation, cellular component: respiratory chain complex II (succinate dehydrogenase). The record is from RefSeq and is a predicted model, not a curated record. Lineage: Eukaryota; Viridiplantae; Streptophyta; Magnoliopsida; Caryophyllales; Amaranthaceae. The transcript has 4 exons. Bases 107 to 397 code for a protein of 96 amino acids.